Molecule: messenger RNA, 136 nt
Organism: Ambispora gerdemannii
Lineage: Eukaryota; Fungi; Glomeromycota; Glomeromycetes; Archaeosporales; Ambisporaceae
Source: the annotation of a GenBank genome assembly
AUGCCAACACCUGAAUUUCUGGACUUGAAAACUGUAAAAAAGUUUUGGGAUCAGAAUCAAAAUAAAAGCCAGAGCAAAACAUCCCAAUCACACAAGAAAAAGGAAACAGAGAAUAUCAUUCAGAUGAUAGCUGAUG